AUGGCUUCGAGCGGGGUUGGUAUGAACGCAGCGGGACCCGCAAAAGAAACUCCCGAAAUCCCAGACAACGUGGGAGAUUGGCUUCGAGGCGUCUACCGCUUUGCCACCGAUAGGAAUGAUUUCCGGAGGAACUUGAUCCUCAAUCUGGGACUUUUUGCUGCAGGAGUUUGGCUCGCCAGGAACUUGAGUGACAUUGACUUAAUGGCACCCCAGCCAGGGGUGUAGCCAAGUAGACAUAUGGAACCCCUAUGCUAUACACAAACCUUCUAAAAAGAGCUUCUCUUUCUGUGACCACCACAAGAUUUGCCCUGAUGGCAACUGAAGUUUGAUUCAGAUGGGGACCUCCCCUUGCCUGCCUGGUUUCCUUUUUUUCAUUGGGUCUAUUCAGAACUGUGUUGCCUGGUCAGCAGUCAGGCUUCAGCUAAAGUGUUGCCCACUGUUGUGUAAAGUUGUGUACAUAGUUUCUAAGCUUCUGCAGGGGGUGAUCUUUGCUCUUGUCCUGAGGAAUAACCUAAUGGCAUUUUGAAAUAAAGAAUGCACACAAAGAUA
Loxodonta africana (African savanna elephant) is the source of this 549-nucleotide messenger RNA. RefSeq names its product translocase of outer mitochondrial membrane 6 (gene TOMM6). Lineage: Eukaryota; Metazoa; Chordata; Mammalia; Proboscidea; Elephantidae. The record is from RefSeq and is a predicted model, not a curated record. Bases 1 to 225 code for a protein of 74 amino acids. Gene Ontology annotation, cellular component: mitochondrion; mitochondrial outer membrane translocase complex. The transcript has 3 exons.